Molecule: messenger RNA, 1251 nt
Organism: Vicia villosa (hairy vetch)
Lineage: Eukaryota; Viridiplantae; Streptophyta; Magnoliopsida; Fabales; Fabaceae
Exons: 1
Coding region: 1-1251 (416 amino acids)
Biological process (GO): DNA integration
Molecular function (GO): nucleic acid binding; RNA-DNA hybrid ribonuclease activity
Source: RefSeq, a predicted model, not a curated record
AUGCAUAGUCGAAUUGGAAAAUGGGCUCUAGCCCUAAAUGAGUACUCUUUGGCCUUUAUGCCUUUAAAAGCUAUGAAGAGGCAAGUGGUCUCAGAUUUUAUAGUGGAUCACGCAGUGGUCAAAACUCCUCAACUCCUAGUUGAGUUGAAACCUUGGAGAUUGUUCUUCGACGAUUCCACCCAUAAAGAUGGUAGUGGAGUUGGGAUUCUUCUAAUUUCUCCUGAUGGAAUUCCAACAAAACUCAAGUAUAGAAUCUACGGACCCUCAUGCUCAAACAAUGAGGCAGAGUAUGAAGCCUUAAUAGCAGGACUUGAAGCCUUGUUGGAAUUGGGGGAAACUAGGGUCGAAAUUAAGGAUGACUCAGAAUUGGUUAUCAAACAAUUGACGAAGGAGUAUAAGUGUAUCAAAGAGAACUUGAUCAUGUACUUCGUCAUUGCAAAUAGGUUGCUUAAAAAAUUUGAAUAUGUAGACAUAAAGCAUGUCCCUAGAAUUAAAAAUCAGGAGGCUAAUGAUUUAGCACAAAUAGCUUCAAGAUAUAAGAUCUCAAAGGAGAAGCUGGAGGAAUUGGUCGAAGUAAGAGGAAAAGCAAUGGCAACCAAAUUGUCUCCAAGUGACUCAGAAAGAAAUCAUUUAGGUUAUGCUAACGAAGAAGAAUUCGAAUUGUUGGCUAUUGAUGCUUUAACAAGCACAGAUUGGAGAACUCCAAUUAUAGAGUAUCUUAAAGAUCCUUUGUUGAACACAGACAGAAAAACCAAACAUAGAGCUUUGUCGUACAUUUUGAUGGGUAAUGAGUUAUUCAAGAAAACUCCUGAAGGCAUCUUAUUAAAAUGUUUGGGUGAGAAUAAGGCGUACUUGGCAUUAUCUAGUGUUCAUAGUGGAACAUGUGGGGCACAUCAAGCAGGCCAUAAAAUUAAAUGGUUGUUUUUCAAAUACGGGAUGUAUUGGCCUACCAUGCUAAAGGAUUGUAUAGAAUUUGCUAAAGGCUGUCAUGAAUGUCAAAUACAUGUAGGAAUGCAACAUGCUCCUGCAAGCGAGCUUCACACAAUUAUCAAGCCAUGGCCAUUUAGGGGUUCGGCUUUAGAUUUAAUUGGUAAAAUUCGGCCUACCUCAUCUAAAGGUCAAAGGUAUAUUCUUGUUGGAAUUGACUACUUUACUAAAUGGGUCGAAGCAGUGCCUUUGGUAAAUGUAAACCAAGAAAUGGUCAUAGAUUUCAUUCAAAAACAAAUAUUAUAUAGAUUUGGAAUCCCAUAA